Cylindrotheca closterium is the source of this 1615-nucleotide messenger RNA. NCBI's taxonomy places the organism in Eukaryota, Bacillariophyta, Bacillariophyceae, Bacillariales, Bacillariaceae. The record is from the annotation of a GenBank genome assembly.
UGGAUUAUUAUCCAAAGACGGUCAGCAAAGCACAAGAUAUGUUGAAGAUUCACAUGGAUGUGAUCAAGAAUCCGGGAGUGAACCUUUACCAAGGAAAAGACCAGCCAAAUAAAGACAGACUGAUACCAGAGAGUCAAUGGAAGCAUCCGAAACAUUAUGUUGAUUACGGGAAGAAGCUCAAUCUCAAUCAGAUUGGAGCAACUGUCCCAACUACAGCUACAGUUCCUGGACCUUCUCCAGCGACAAGUGUGAUCAAGGGUGGAACAUUGAGUGUUGCGGGAAGUGUUAACACACCUUUGCGACUUGCUGGUACUACAGGUAAUCAUAUGAUACAAGUACCUACAGGUAAUCAAAUGAUGCAAGUUCCUUCGGGAAUGCAGCUCAUGCAGAUUCCAACUCAAGGUGGCGGCACUGUUACUGUCCCUUAUUCAAUGAAUGCUAACGGUGAGAUUGCGUUCGGUGGAAUGCAAGUCAGCCAACAAGGCUUCAGUGGUGCUCAAGUGCGCCAAGGAUUCGAUGCAACUCAAGCUCGAACUCCGCAAGUUGUGAAGACUGGCUAUUUUGAUACGUCAAAUGUCUUUCACGAUGCUAUCAAGGGAAAGGAUGAGAAUGGCAAUGAUGUAUAUCUUAUUCCAUGUCCUGCUGGAACGACUAACGUCGAACUUCAAUCCGACUGGCACUACGCUAGUAAAAGUGAAGACUUGCCUGAUCUUGCUACUGAAGCAGAUCGAGGUAUGCAGUUUAUUCAAAGCCGCAGAAUCGAAAGAGAUCUGUUUGGUUUGCUCGAUCACGUCAUCAUGGACAGUGGUUGCACCAACACCACCAUUUGUAAUGGUGAACUCAUGCAUGGACUAUGUCAAGCUGAGACAGAGCUCAAUAUGCACACUAACGUGGGCAGCAGAGUUCUUGAUGAAGAAGGGUUUCUAGGAAGAUUUCCGCCUCCAGUCUAUUAUGAUGAAGACGGAAUUGCCAAUGUACUUGCUAUGCGCGAGAUGAUUGCUGCGGGAUACCGCACUACCAUGGAUACUGAUUUUGACAAUGCCUUUGUUGUGCAUUGCGAUGGAGACAGACAGAUGCGCUUUGUGAAUCGUAAUGUGCUGGAGCAACUUGGAGCGGAUGUCAAACCAGGUGCCAAAGAGACAAGUGCGAUGUAUCGCCAGUUAAGCAACGUAAAUAAACAACCCCAUUUCGAACUUUCUUCAAAACAGAAUGGAUAUGCUGGACUUGGGAUGACUGCGAAGGUGGCAACGGUUCGAAAGAACAAAGAAGGAUUCACUCCAAGACAAGUCAAGGCUGCGAUGGAAGCGAGAAGUGCGAUGCACAUACUCAAUGCUCCAAGCACCAAAAGUCUGAAAUAUGCGAUCCAAUCUGGUCUCAUCAAGAACUGUCCUAUCACUGAAGAAGCGAUCAAUCAUGCCGAAGCAAUCUUUGGACCUGACGCAUCUACAUUGAAAGGCAAGUCAACAAGACCAACUCCGAAGAAGACACACGACAACUUCUUCAGUCCACCAGAGGAAUUGUAUCAACAUAAUCGAUCUAUUACCGUCUGUAUUGAUCACAUGGAGAUCGAGAAUGCUAAGUUUCUCACCUGCAUUGAUACCACUGUGCGUUAUCG